AUGGGAUUUCAAAAAAAAAACAAAACGAAGCAGAACAACAACUUUAUGGGGAGAAGUUUAAUGCGGAACAAGUUGUUACAGAAGGAAAUUUCCGACAACCUUUUAUAUUCACAUAUAGGACAUGAUGAUAAAAAAAAAGUGAGCAAACAGAUUUCCGUCCUGGAUAAGACCCCCGUUGAUGAUUAUUUGGAUAACCAGUUAGUUAUUAACAGCGUUGAAGUGAGCAAAGUGUUUAUACAGAAAAAUGAAAUAAAAGAAAAAAAAAAGUUAAGAGAUGGGGACGAUAAGGGGAAAGAUUUUUUGAAAAUUCAGAAUAUCGUUCUGCCCAUCCCCGGUAGACCAUUUCUUUUGAAGCACCAAGACAAGGUCAACAUAAUUCUCCACGAGAGGGAGAAUGCUCCAGUGAAGAAGAAGAAAAAGAAGAGGACAAACGUGAAUAAGAUUAGCUUCCUGAUGAGCGGCAAGAGCCUCAUACCCAUUAACGUGCGCAGCACCAAGGGGGAGACGGCGCGCAGGAGAAAGGGCCGGGUCGUGAAGAAGGCGCCGAAGGGUGAAGCGGGCGCGGAGGAGAAGAGGGAUGUAAACGAGGAAGCAGUUGCAGUGGGGGGGAAUGUAGAUCAGGCGAGAGGGGAGAAUGAUACAGAGGAGGAUGACGCGGAUGUGGAGGAAGACGAGGAUGUAGAGGACGAUACGCACGGGGAAGCAGAGGAAGAGGAAGACACGGAGGAGGAUGCAGAUGAAGAGGAAGACACGGAGGAGGAUGAAGAUGAAGAGGACGAUACGGAGGAGGAUGCCCAGGAAGGUGCAGAUACGGAAGCCCCGCAGAACCUGAAAUACAUGCGCAUGUACGAGGCGCUGGGGAAAAAGUACAAGCGUCUGAACGUGCAGGAGGUCCUGAACAAGGAGACCGUGGACAAGUACGAGCUAGAGCAUUUCGUCGAGUGGAGGAAGUUGCUUAGCGUCAUAGAAGAGGAGGAAGGGUACAUAAUCACUCCGUACGAAAAGAACAUAGAGUACUGGAGGCAGCUAUGGAGAGUGGUUGAGAAAAGUCACGUCCUCCUUUACAUCAUGGAUGCGAGAAAUCCCAUUUUUUUUUACUGCCAGGGGUUAGAGUAUUACAUUAGAAAAGUCGACCCCAGGAAAGAAUUUUACAUCGUCUUAAAUAAGGCGGACUUUUUAACCUAUGAGGAGAGGAAGGAAUGGUCCUGCUUUUUUCAGGAGAGGGGAGUGAAAUUUAUUUUUUUUUCUGCUUUGAGGGAGUUAUACCACCAGAAUAAGGUGAUUAUUGAGGACCUGCCCGUGCGUCCAGGGGCGUACAGCAAUAGGCUGUCAGGGGAGGGGAGCACGGAAAGAAAGAGGGAGGACAGGUUGGCGGCGGAACGGUCGUCCACGAACUCGACGCAACGGCCGUGCACGAAGUCAGCGGAACGGCCAGCUUCAGAGCAUGUGCAUUUGUCUGCCCCUGUCACCCAGGACGACCACAAAAAGGAAGCCGCCAUCGAUGUGGGGCACGGAAAGCUCAUCUACGAGGAAAAGAAAAAUGAUCAAACAGACAUAUUAAGCACAAACGAGAUGGUGAGUUUAAUUCAAAAGAUUAAAAAUGAAAAAAGAGGUGAGUACCACGACAUUGAAAUAGGAGACUACAGUGUGCCCAAAUUUACCGUAGGGUUUAUUGGUUUUCCUAAUGUGGGAAAAAGCUCCAUUAUAAAUUCGCUAGUUGGGUUAAAGAAGGUUAGUGUGAGUAGACAGCCAGGGAAGACGAAACAUUUUCAAACAAUUCCGUUGAAGCGUCAUGGGUUCUGCUUGUGUGAUUGUCCGGGAUUGAUUUUCCCGUCUCUGGUGUUUAGUAAGUACGAUUUAAUUCUUAAUGGAGUUUUUUCAGUGGACCAUUAUAAAGGAAAUUUAAUCGAGUUAGUUCAAAUAUUGUGUAACAUUAUUCCUCACCAGUUGUGUGACAAGUACAGAAUUGACAAAAGGCUGAUUUGUGAGGUUGAGUUAGAUGCAGGACAAAAUGGGUUCGAAAAAAGAACCCAUGAUUUUUUAGAUGCAACGCAAUUUUUAAGUGCUUUUUGUGCUUCUAGAAGAUACGUCUCCGGGGGUAAAGGAGGACUUUUGAAUCUUAACUUUGCCACAAGACUUAUCAUUCGGGAUUUCAUCACUGGGAAGCUCCUUUACAAUUUCAUGCCGUCUUACCUCGCUCUGAAUGCGCACGUAUAUCGGUCUGGCGCGUCCCCCGGAGAGCUGCUCGAGGCGUCUGUAAGGGUGGACCUAGAUCACUUCUCGCAGGACCCCGCCGAGCCCGAAGAAAUUCAGGUCACCAAGAGGAAGUUUCGUUACAUGCAGAAGAAGCUGGUCAGGGGGAAGAAUGUGAUGAAGCACGUCUGCUAA
Molecule: messenger RNA, 2388 nt
Organism: Plasmodium fragile
Lineage: Eukaryota; Apicomplexa; Aconoidasida; Haemosporida; Plasmodiidae
Exons: 1
Coding region: 1-2388 (795 amino acids)
Cellular component (GO): cytosol
Molecular function (GO): GTPase activity; GTP binding
Source: RefSeq, a predicted model, not a curated record